AUGAGCAAUACCACUGGCCAUGUCAUCGCCCUCCGACUUAAUGCUGCUAACUAUUAUGGUGGAUUGCAAGGUGAGGUUGGUUCUUCAUUGCUUGAGUUGCAUCAUUUAAACUAUCUUGACCUCAGUGGGAAUGAUUUUGGAGGCAAUCCAAUCCCAAAAUUCAUUGGUUCCAUGAAACAGUUACAACACUUGUAUCUCAUCGGUUGUAACUUUGGUGGGAUUGUUCCUCCUCAGUUGGGGAACCUUACCAACCUGAAAUCACUUGCUCUCCCUGGUAACUCUUUGAGGAUUGAGAAUCUCGAUUGGCUUUCAAGUCUCUCUUUGUUGUCUUAUCUUAGUUUGAGUCAAAUCGACUUGAGUCAAACUAACUGGCUGCAGCAUAUCCUGAGCCUUCACUCCCUCCAUGAAUUGCACUUAAACACCUGUAACUUGAAGGAUAGUAGCCCUUCACUUAAUUCUUCUUCUACGUCUCUUUCUAUCCUUGCUCUGUCUGAUAACCACCUCACUUUUUCCGCAUUGAAUUGGUUAUCUAACAUUAGCACAGUUCUAGUGGAAAUAAGCAUGUCCUCCAAUGCCAUAGGUGGCUCGAUUCCUAUUGCAUUACUUGACAAGAUCACUUUCAUUGAGCAUCUUGAUCUUUCCGAUAACAUGCUUGAAGGUCAAAUCCCAAAAUCUUUGUGUACUCUGAGUCGUUUGCGUGUCUUAGUCCUUUAUGAAAAUGACUUGAGCGGAAACCUUGAAAAUUUGUUCGGAAAUGCAUCUGCCAAAGGAAUAUUGGAAUCACUCCAAAUUCUGGAUUUGGCUCGUAAUAAACUCAAUGGAUCACUGCCGGACCUGAGAGCAUUUUCUGCACUGACAGAAGUGUACCUUGAGGGAAACAACUUCACAGGCUCCAUUCCUCCGAGUAUUGGCCAACUCUCUAAUCUUCAUACUCUAGAUCUUUCUGGUAAUUUUCUGAAUGGGAUAGUCUCUGAGUCCCACUUCAAAAAGCUUGAUAUGUUGAAAAUGCUAGAUUUAUCCUUCAAUUCAUUGAUAUUGCAUUUUGCUCCUAAUUGGAUUCCAACUUUUCAGUUGGAUGCUAUAUUGUUAGCAGGAUGCAAUGUGGGCCCCUCUUUCCCAAAAUGGAUUCAAACUCAGAGAAAUUUCUCCGUUCUUGAUCUCUCUAUAGCUGGUAUAAUAGAUGAAGCGCCAACAUGGUUGUGGAGUAUUUCACCUUUGUUAGAGCACUUAUUUCUUUCCAGCAAUCAAAUUAGUGGCACUAUUCCCAACCUCUCAUCCACUUCCAUCACAGUUUUAGAUCUUAGUAACAAUAGUAUCUCAGGACCUAUUCCAUUACUCUAUGCCAAUACUAUUAUUGUUCAGCUGAGUGGAAAUAUGUUCUUUGGUUCAAUCUCAUCUAUUUGCAAAACUCGCCAUGAUCAGCUUGCUGCCCUUGACCUCUCCAAUAACGAGUUGUCUGGAGAGAUUCCCAACUGCUGGGAGAAAAUGCCAAACUUGAAUAUUCUCCAUUUGGCUAACAACAGGUUUUGGGGUGAAAUUCCUCGCUCUUUGGGGUCUUUGCACGACCUCACUGCACUGCAGUUGCGAGGUAAUAGUUUAUCUGGAGAGUUUCCUUCCACUUUGAGAAGUUGCCAUAGUUUGCAGUUAUUUGAUGUUGCAGAGAAUGAGUUAACAGGAGACAUCCCUACUUGGUUUGGUGAAAUGUAUAAAAUGACAUUUCUAAACCUUGGCACAAACAAAUUGCAUGGUAGUAUAAAAUAG
Salvia hispanica is the source of this 1761-nucleotide messenger RNA. The record is from RefSeq and is a predicted model, not a curated record. NCBI's taxonomy places the organism in Eukaryota, Viridiplantae, Streptophyta, Magnoliopsida, Lamiales, Lamiaceae.